UUUUUUGCUGUGAAUCAUCCUUGUGAAGCUUUAUCAGUAAUAUAAAUGUAUAUAUAAUAUCGAUACCCUCGAAUUCGAAAUUAUUGAAAAGUGUAAAUAUAACCUUUUGUAUAUAUAUAAGGGUUAAUUCUUAUUUUACUUAUUUUUGGUUAUUGGAUAUACCCAAACCAUCUAUUUCCACCAUUUAUACAAUUCCUCGGAAUUUUCUAUCUUUUGAUUUUCUGGGCUCGGUUAGAUAUUAAUAGUUGAUCUUUGCUCCUCAUCUGAAUAUAUAUAAUUAAUUACUCAGGGCAAAGACUUGACUUUAGAUUAUCCAAAUUGAUUUUAUUACGGAGAAUAUUUUAUUUACAGCGUCAAUCAUUUUUAAAUUACUCUGCUGUAAUAUUUAAUCGAACAAUAUUUAUAUCAUCUAUCAUGACCCAACAGAAUAAUCAACUACAAGCUAAUGAAAGAUUGCAACAAGUAUCACAAAUCUUAAAUCCUAAUAAAACUGAUGCUUCAGGACAAUGGCAUUAUCAUAAACGUGAACAAUCCUUAGCUCCUGAAAAACCUUUCAGAAUUGCCGUUAUUGGAUCAGGAAAUUGGGGUACAACUAUUGCUAAAGUUAUUGCUGAAAAUGCUUUAUCAAGACCUCAUCUUUUUAGACAUUAUGUUAAAAUGUGGGUAUUUGAAGAAAAAGUUGAUGGUAAAAAUUUAACAGAUAUAAUUAAUACUCAACAUGAAAAUGUUAGAUAUUUACCAGGAGUUAAAUUACCAAUUAAUUUAGUAGCUGAACCAGAUAUUGUUAAAACUGCUAAAGAUGCUGAUUUAUUAGUAUUUAAUUUACCCCAUCAAUUCUUACCAAAAAUUUGUGAACAAUUAAAAGGUCAUGUAUCUCCCGAUACUAGAGCUAUUUCAUGUUUAAAAGGGUUAGAAGUUACACCAGCGGGUUGUAAAUUAUUAUCAACAGUUAUAACUGAAAAACUUGGUAUAACUUGUGGAGUAUUAUCGGGUGCAAAUUUAGCUCCUGAAGUAGCAAGAUGUAAAUGGUCAGAAACUACAGUUGCUUAUAGAUUACCAACAAAUUAUCGUGGACCUGGUAAAGAUAUUGAUGAAUUUGUUUUAAAAGCUGUUUUCCAUAGACCUUAUUUCCAUGUUAAUGUUAUUCGAGAUGUUGAAGGGGUUUCUGUUGCAGGAGCUUUAAAAAAUGUUGUUGCAUUAACAGUAGGAUUUGUUGAGGGACUUUCAUGGGGUGAUAAUGCAAAAGCAGCUGUUAUGAGAGUUGGUUUAUUAGAAAUUAUUAAAUUUUCUAAUAUGUUCUUCCCUGCAUCUCAAUCAACAACUUUUACUGAUGAAUCUGCUGGAGUAGCUGAUUUAAUAACUACUUGUGCUGGAGGUAGAAAUGUUAAAGUUGGUAGAUAUAUGGCAGAAACUGGAGCAUCAGCUUUAGAAGCUGAAAAGAAAUUAUUAAAUGGUCAAAGUUCUCAAGGAAUUAUUACUGUUAGAGAAGUUCAUGAACUCUUAACAAAUGUAAAUAAAUUAGAAGAAUUCCCAUUAUUUGAAGCUACAUAUCAAAUUAUUUAUGGAUCAGAAUCAAUUGAAAACUUACCUCAUUUAUUAGAAAGGGAUUAAACCGAUUUAUAUUUAUUAUUUUCAAGUUUGAUUUUCAAAACAAUUAGUUUAAUCUUUUAUAGAGUUUCAUACAAUCAACACUUUUUUAAUUUUAA
This is a messenger RNA of Scheffersomyces amazonensis, 1706 nucleotides long. It is a transcript of the gene GPD1, whose product is annotated as glycerol-3-phosphate dehydrogenase (NAD(+)). The transcript has a single exon. The record is from RefSeq and is a predicted model, not a curated record. NCBI's taxonomy places the organism in Eukaryota, Fungi, Ascomycota, Pichiomycetes, Serinales, Debaryomycetaceae. Bases 415 to 1611 code for a protein of 398 amino acids. Gene Ontology annotation, molecular function: NAD binding; glycerol-3-phosphate dehydrogenase [NAD(P)+] activity; protein homodimerization activity. Gene Ontology annotation, biological process: carbohydrate metabolic process; glycerol-3-phosphate catabolic process. Gene Ontology annotation, cellular component: cytosol; nucleus; glycerol-3-phosphate dehydrogenase (FAD) complex.